Molecule: messenger RNA, 777 nt
Organism: Symbiodinium sp. CCMP2456
Lineage: Eukaryota; Dinophyceae; Suessiales; Symbiodiniaceae
Source: the annotation of a GenBank genome assembly
GAUCUUCGAGUCCUUCGAACCUACCUCAGUGUCAGCACUGCAUGGUGCUUCGGGGUUUGUGGCUUCGCCUCCGAGUCGGAGGCGACCAGCUUUCGGUUCACCGGCCCUCCCAGGAGCACGGAGGCCAGCGCCCCACUGCCUAAGCGCGCACCAGUUCUUGCAGUCAAAGAGGUGGCGCAGCUUGAGCGCGCAGGCAACUCGCGGGUGCUCUGCGACAGUGUCGUGUCCGAGGGUCCCCCCUGCAUGCUCCUUGCACGCGCCCGCGCCAGUGACGCGGCGCGUGUCUUUCCGCUCUUGCUUCAGGUAUCCGGCGACCCCUGGGCCACAGUGUGGAUGCAGGACAGUGCUGCCAAGGCCCAGUUGGCCACCAGCUCCAGAAGUCGCCCACUCUUACCCCUCAUCGCACCAGCGGUGAUAUCUCAGGAGGAAAUUACGCGAUGGCAGCGCAGUGCUCUGGCCAGCGCCGCUGCUGCAGGCGCAGAGCGUCUCAGCAGCCUUGGCCCUAAGGCCUCAUGCCCGGCUUGGGCGCCUCAGACGGGUGUCGGUCUGGUUUUGCGCCGCCUGCUGGCUCACCACGUGCGCGAGCAUGCUCGCAGCACCGUGACGUACAGCCGCCACUUCCUGACCCUCGCAGCGCGGGUAUUGGAAGAAAUUCUCAUAGCCAUCAGAGAUGGCAACUUCUCGCCGGACCGCCCUCUCGGCUGGCAGCUUUCUGUGCCUGACGCACAGCUAAACAUGUGCCGGGCGACGGGCGAGUUUUUCGCGCUACGAGACUAG